AUGCUGCAUUCCUCCGAAGCCAUAGGCGGUUCUGCGUCCCCAUCGCUUAAGGCGUGGUCCCGAGAGGUGAGGGGAGAGGAGGACGCGGUUCUGCUGCGCCACGCGCUGCAGUGCGGCACGAAGCAGUGGGGCGAGCUGGAGAGGAGCGGUCAGCUCAAGAGGAGCAACAAGUCGUGCUGUAACCGUUACAUCUUCCUCCGAAGGAAGUUCACUCACCGCUUUCGCAACAACAUUCUGCGAAAGCACCUGGAUGAUGCUGCAUCCCUCCAGCGCGCUUCAUUGGACGGACACAGUCAGCCGAUUUUCUUUCCGAAUUUCAAGCAGCAGCAGCAGCAGCAGCAGUGGCAGCGUGCGGGCGUGGGUUCACCUGAGCUCGCGUUCGGAGGGCUGUCGUUUGACGAGUGCACGGCCGUCUUUUUCGCCCCCAACGCACGCUGCCGCCACCCAGCUCUCCCACCCAAACUCCCAUCUUUCGCCAGCCCUCCUCCUGUUUCUCAAGCUACUCAUUUUGCUUCUCAAGCCGCCACCUUCACUGCUGCUGCUACUGCCGCUGCUUCUACCUUGGAUUUUACAUGCGCCCAUGAUGCCUUCCCCGUUGCUGCUACCUCCAACGCUGUUGCUUUGCGCCGCCCAGUGAAGCGACCAAGGGACGACUGCGCCGGACUGGGGGCAGACCAGCCGCUGCUUCGCGGACGUGAGAGCCGGUUGAUGCCAGGCGGGGUGAUGAGUGGCGGGAUGGUGCGAGGGGGGAUGCGGUGCGAGGGGGUGUCGUGUUGCACGCAGCGCCGGCGUCAGUCAGUGGCGGAGCAGUUCCAACUGCAAGGGGAGAGCAGGUGCGUGCAGCAGCAGGGGGGGGCGAGCAGCGGCGUGCAGCAGGCAGAGGACGAAGCCCUUAUGGAGGCUCUGCUGCAGGAGGAGCAUCGCCAGCAGCAGCCGGGAGGAGCGAGGAGCAGGGCGCAGCGGGUGUUGUGGCCGCGCGUUGGGUCGGAGAGUGCCCUUCCAGACGACGUGCUGCUGGGACUCACCGGCGCCGAACCUACCUUCACGCAACGUGCUGCUCUGUCUGCUCCUCCGCCCACCCAUCCACGUAUAGUGCUGCCAGCGCCAAUGCCAUCCGAACUCACUGCUCCGCCUGGCUCCGCUCUCUGCUUUGGCAAUUCCAUUCUUUGCUGCGGGGAUUCUGCUCCCUGCUUUGGGUAUUUCUCAUUGCAGCCAGUGGAGUGGCCUCGCGUUGGGUCGGAGAGUGCUCUUCCAGACGACGUGCUGCUGGGUCUCUGCUGCGAGGGCCCUGCCUUCUCGCCGUGCUCUGCUCCCUCGGCUCCUCCGCCCACUCCGCUGCCAGCGCCUAUGCCCUCCAUGCUUGCUGCUCCGCGUGGCUGCGCUCUCGGGAGUGAUUGUGCGACACAUGAGCUGGAAUACUUGGACGCAUGUAUUGAAAUGCUUGCCAACGGAAACAACAGCAACGACAGCAACGCCAACAACAACAACGGCAACGGCGACGAGGCUCUCUUUCUCGACACGCCUGUGGCUCACAUGCUGCUGGGUGGGCGUACCCUCACCGAGCACUGCGGGAGUGGGCCUCAGCAACACGCGCUGGCAGCCCCUGGUGCUGCUGGAGCAGGCCUGCCUGAGUGGGCGGUGGAGCAGGGAGGGGCCUGGGAGGGAGGUGCUCAGCGGCACCAACACCGGCAGCUGAAGGGUUGUGGGCGUGGAGAGUUGGAGCGCAUUCUCUCACACCGCCAACUGCUGCAGCCGCUCUCCCAAACUCCUAUGCAGUCAGCCCCUACUCAACCACUCCUCUAUGCUGUGCCCAGUGCAUUGAACACGCCCUCGAAUCCAAGGAGCUCGCACAUGCAAGUUCCCAUACAGCCACGCCCAGCCAUGCUGCAGCAGCCCUUCCCCACUGGUGGUGCUUUACCAGCUCUCUGCCAACCCCAUGCUGCUUCCUUGGCCCGACAUGGCCUUUACUCUGAGAGAUGA
This is a messenger RNA of Closterium sp. Naga37s-1, 1980 nucleotides long. The record is from the annotation of a GenBank genome assembly. NCBI's taxonomy places the organism in Eukaryota, Viridiplantae, Streptophyta, Zygnematophyceae, Desmidiales, Closteriaceae.